CUUCGUGACAUUUACGAAACAAACAGGAAAGCUAGUCAUUCAUCCGCCAUAUUGGAAUCUUCUUUCAUUGUGGAGUGAGAAAUUGCAUCUACAAUAAAUUAAAUAAAUCGAAUGGCGGGGCUCCCAAGAAGAAUUGUAAAAGAAACGCAGCGUUUGAUGCAGGAACCAGUUCCUGGAAUUAGUGCCGUUCCAGAUGAAAAUAAUGCCCGAUAUUUCCAUGUAGUUAUUAAAGGACCGUCAGAGUCACCAUAUCAUUCAGGAUUAUUUCAAUUGGAAUUAUUUCUUCCUGAGGAGUAUCCAAUGUCAGCUCCUAAAGUUAGAUUUAUGACCAAGAUAUAUCAUCCUAAUAUAGAUAAACUUGGUAGAAUUUGCUUAGACAUACUUAAAGACAAAUGGAGCCCAGCUUUACAGAUACGAACCGUUCUACUAUCCAUCCAGGCUCUGCUUAGUGCACCUAACCCUGAUGAUCCAUUAGACAAUAAUGUUGCUGAUCUAUGGAAGUGUAAUGAACAACAAGCCAUAGAAACAGCAAAAGAUUGGACUAGAAAAUAUGCGAUGGCAAAGAACAAUAAUAUUCAAUGAUAUUGUGUUGAUAAAUAACUGAGAUGCAUUGACAAUUUGUGAAAGAGACACAACACUGUUAGCCGUCAAACAACUUAAAGGAAAAGGGCUCAACUAGGUACAUUUUGUUGUUUGAGCUUUUUAAAGUGUGUCAUCAUUGUUUUGUGAAUAUCAGAGACUAUGUAUAUUUUUGUCAACCCUGACAUUCACAAUUAAAAAAAGAUUUUUUUUGUUUUGUUCUGAUGCUGCACAUAUUAUUGACACCUAUUAUGUACCGAAAUGUAUUAUUACCAGAUUUAUCUGUAAGAAGACCAUUUUUCAUAAUUUUUUUGAUUCCAGUGUAAGGUCUAAUCAAAUUUUAAUUCAAAAUCAUCUUUAAUACAUUUGUUGUCUGUAUAUAUAUAUAUAUAUAUAUAUAUAUAUAUAUAUAUAUAUAUAUAUAUAUAUAUAUAUAUAUAUAUAAUAACUGUUCUGUUUUUCCCCUAUAAAAAUUAAACUGUAUUGUACUGAUUAAGGUUAUUUUCAAAUUAUGUUUUACAUGUUAAAUAAAUGUGUAUGUGAAUUUGUUUGUGAACUACACAAACUUGUAAACAUGAUCCAUUGAUAUUUCUUUAAGGCAUUUUCAACUCAAACAGAGAACUCCAACCAAUGCCAUUUGAUAUGUUAUCUAAUAUUAGAAUAUAUUCAAAAAUGUGCAGCACAAAAUACAAAUCAUUUCAAAUUUUAUCAGCAAAUUGAGACGCUGGCCGGAACAUGAUAUGAGUGGAAUUACUAGUCGCGUUGCUAUAGAUAAACAAGAGGCAGCAUGUUAUUUGAUUCAACGACUUGCUUAUUGUGUAUUCACAUAACCACAUUAUAAGAGUAUGGACAGUAAUUAUUAUAGAACGAGGAUAAGGUUUUGUUGACAGUUACCCAGAUUGUUACAUCCAACAUCUUAAGUUGUUAGUGGAAAUGAUUUGUAUUUUGUGUAGUAUAUUUUAAUAUUAGAUAAUGGAUAAAAUAUAAACAAAAGGGAAGUUAUGUUGAUGGAAUAUUGAUUGUGUCUGUAUUUAGAUUGAAAUAUAGAUACAAAACAAAUUUAUUAGAUAAUUUAAAAUGUAUUUAUGAGCUGGAUAUAUAUAUAUAUAUAAGAUUGAACUUACAUUAAAAGAAAUUUGCCAGCUGAUGGUCUGACUUUUUUUAUUUUUAAACUAGCAAUAUUGCUUGAUAUACACAACAGACAGAACAUUGCUUUAAAUAAAGCUUAUACUUAUACUUUGUAUUGUUUCUUGAUAUGUUAAUGACCUACUAAUUGCCACUUUUACAAUGAAUACCCAGUUCAGAAUUACUUUAAGGUGAAAUACCACUUAAACUCGAGUCAAAACACAUAUUGUGGUAAUUCAUCAUAAGGUAAUUCUCAGAACUUAUUCAUUUAAUUGUAAUCUGCCCCAUAAGCAGAAUAUUCUUUAAACUUGCAGACCGUAUGUCAUUAAUGUGUGAUUUAUUGUCUCUAUGCAUUCUUUAAUAUAUAGAUGUAGUUACAGUCCUAACUCGUACCAAUUUAAGAGAUAUUUUUUUUUUCAUAACUAUUUUAUGUUAAAUAGCCCAAACUAGUUUAACCAAUUUUGAGAUAUUUUCCUGUUGACACAAAACUUGUAAUACUUUCCAGUGUAAAAUUAAUGGACAUGUUGAUACUGAUGCCAGGUUCGGUUUACAAAAAAACUAUAAAUGAAAAAUAUGUAUUUGUUUCCACCAAUUGUAUUUUUCAUAUUGGAUACUUUUUCAAAUCGAGUUAUGGAAGAUGUUUUGGCAUACAACUAUGUUAAUGAAACUUAAAAAAACAUGUUUGUGUCACAAUUUUCUUUUAUUGUGAAUAAUGAAUUCCCUGCUGUAUUUGGUUGUUCCUACAUUUUAUCGUUGAAAAAAUUUAGUCUCCCGUCUGUAGCAUUUCACAAUUAGUUAAGAUGUGAUUCGGGCAAUAAAUGUUAUGACAAAAUCCAUCUGAUUAGUGUGGUUACAGUCUUUAAAUUGAAAUUUAAUUAAGGCGUUCUGUAAUGUUCUUAUUUGUAAAGGAAUAACUUAGUUUACAUGUAAUCACAGUAGAUAUUUUGUUUAGGAAUGUUACAAAUUCUUGUAUCUGUAAAUCAAAAAUUGGUCUCUGUAAAAGUUUAAAUUAAAAAUAAAAAUACUUAUAUAUGA
Messenger RNA from Patella vulgata (common limpet), 2739 nucleotides. RefSeq names its product ubiquitin-conjugating enzyme E2 N. Bases 112 to 582 code for a protein of 156 amino acids. Lineage: Eukaryota; Metazoa; Mollusca; Gastropoda; Patellidae. The transcript is spliced from 5 exons. The record is from RefSeq and is a predicted model, not a curated record.